CUGCCUUCUAUAAACCAGACCUCAUUCAUAUCAUCUCACACAGAUAUCUUCAAACACAAAAAUAUACAUAUUCUCACGAGCUAAACAUUGUUUCUCUAAUAGCCAUGGAGUCACAGUUGCCACGAACUCACGGCCAUCAUUAUGAACCCACAGAUCUCUCAACCAACCCUCCUGCACUUCAGUCAGGUGUAGAAGGCCAUAGCGAGGCUCAUCACGAAAAGCCAUCGGUGUUGAAGAAAGUAAAAGCAAAGGCCAAGAAGAUAAAGAACACACUUACUAAACAUGGCCAUGAGCAUGAGCACGAUCAUGACCACGACCACGACGAAUACGAAGAAGACGAGGACGAUGAAAUGGUUAAAGAUCCUGAAAUCCACGGCGCUCCAAUUUACGAGUCGGCAGCGGUUAGGAGUGCAACUUUGAGUAGUGGCCAACCUGCUGCAGGACCUGCAGGAGGGACUAAUUUGGAUAGGCCUUCGAUGGUUGGUCCUCGCUAUGAUUCUCCGUUCGUCGAUCCGGAGACGAGGCCUUUUGUUCAAUGGCAAGCGGACGAAGAACAUGGAAAACAUCUUUUGGAAGAACAUAAGCAUGCACCGUUGCCUUGUAAACUUGUGGAUACUAGGACUGGUGAAGAUGUAUAUCAUGAAUUGCCUCAUAAAGGUAUUAAUACGAGAACCGGGAGAGAUGUUCGUGAGGAAAGAGAGAAUCCGGAUCAGGUUGGAGGUCGAAAUGUUAUGGAAGGAAUUCGUGGUGGCAUCGGGAGUACUUGUUUCGAUGUCGAUCCUCAAGGUCCUGAUAUUCGAACUCAUCCUUCGAAUGUUCAGGUCAAAACUAUUGAUCCAGCUGGUAGAGGUAGUGAAGAAGCUGAGGGAAUCACCCCUGUUAUACAAUCGUUCAACGAAAUGGGAAUUUCUGAAGAAAAACCAGAAAGAGAGCGAGGAGAGGGAGGAAGACUAUAUACAGGAAGCCACAAUCAGUUUGCUCCUGAACCAUUGCCCUCGCAAAGCUCCAGUUAUGUUCCGAAAAGUGGCAAUGCUGCUAACCCUCAGGACAUGCCUGGAGACAUAUACGACCCAGCAAGCAAGAGCAGUUCCUACUCUGGGAAAUUCAUAUCUGAUUCUGUGCCAAAAAGUUAUGAUGCUGCUAACCCUCAGGACUUGCCCGAAGACACCUAUGAGCCAUCAAACAAGGGCAGCACCUACACCGAGAAAAUCACCUCCGCUUCAGCUGCUGCUGCUUCUGCUAUAGCUGAUACAGCUCAGUCCGCUAAAAAUGUUAUAUCAUCCAAGAUUGGGCAAAUGCGCCAGCCAGGGGAGGGUAACAAGUCAGGGUCUGUGACAGGGGAGGGCAAGUCAGGGUCUGUGACAGGGGAGGGUAACAAGUCAGGGUCUGUGACGGAGACUGCUAGUGAUUAUGCCCACAAAAUUGCAGCUACUGUAACAGAUACAUUGGCCCCUGUCUACGGAAAGGUUGUUGGAGUUGGUAGUGCAGCAACUUCAAAAUUGUCGGGACUUGGAGCUGAAACCACUCAGGAGAGCGGUGGGAAUGCCACUUCAAAAGUGUCUGGACUUGGAGCUGAAACCACUCAGGAGAGCGGUGGGAAUGCAGGGCAGGAUAAAGGAGUAUCCGUGAAAGAGUAUUGGGUGGAAAAGCUAAAGCCAGGUGAAGAAGAUAAGGUGCUCUCAACAAUGAUCACGGAGUCUUUCAGUAAGCCUAAAGGGGAAAAGACAGAGGAAGUGCCUAGUGGCGGAGGAGGACGUAGCAUUUCACAGAUAGUUUCCGAUGCUGUUCAUAAACGGGAGCCAGAAGAGAGCGAACAACACAAGCCAAUGGGGAAGGUGACAGAGUCCGAGGAGGUGGCGAAGCGGUUGGGCACCGGUGAAGAAGGCAGCGGGUUGGAAAAUAUAGGGACUGGAGCAGGUGUGGUAAAUAAGCUUACUGGUGCAAUAGGUUCAUGGUUUGGCGGACAAGGUGGUCGAGCUCAGAGCACUCCGGGGACAACUUUAGCUGAUGAUAAUGAAGGAGCUAUGGGGAAGAAUGCUGAGGGUGUUGCAGGGGAGAGGAGGCUUCAGGAGUCCAGUAAUUAAGCAGGGCUUUCAGAAUUCUGAUGUUAGUCUUGUAUAUGUUUGUUUUGUUUAAUCCUUGUGGCAUUGCCAGGUCCACUUGUUUGUGUGUCUUUGAAGUUGUUUGCUUUGUUGUUGUAAUAUUUUUCCAGUAUUUGUGUGAGGGAGAGACUGUGUCUCCAACUGUGUCAGUGUCACCUUUUGGUCAAGGUCCUGGGUCCUGGUAAUGGCCUUUAAAAGUGUAUGUUGGUCUGAACUGUAUUUGUUGGUACUGUUAAUUUGUUAUGUUGUGUAUUUAUGCAAUCAGGUCAAUUCAAAUAAUUUUUCUUUAU
Daucus carota subsp. sativus is the source of this 2392-nucleotide messenger RNA. RefSeq names its product low-temperature-induced 65 kDa protein. Gene Ontology annotation, biological process: response to abscisic acid; response to stress. The transcript is spliced from 5 exons. Bases 105 to 2084 code for a protein of 659 amino acids. Lineage: Eukaryota; Viridiplantae; Streptophyta; Magnoliopsida; Apiales; Apiaceae. The record is from RefSeq and is a predicted model, not a curated record.